Molecule: messenger RNA, 2593 nt
Organism: Suillus clintonianus
Lineage: Eukaryota; Fungi; Basidiomycota; Agaricomycetes; Boletales; Suillaceae
Exons: 6
Coding region: 166-2304 (712 amino acids)
Source: RefSeq, a predicted model, not a curated record
CUGGAGCUUGGAGAACCGUCACGCGAGCUGGUAAUGUGGUAAAUCUUAUUCAUUAGCUAUGUGCUGAUACAAAGAGACAAAUUAAGUCAGAUCUGCUUCAAGUUGGACAAGCGCCUACUAGCCUUGUGCUUAAACUAUCUGUGAUUAACCGCUAUUACCAUCUCAAUGCCGGGUCCUAAGAAGAACAAGGGCAAGGGCAAGGGGAAUGGAAAGAAGAAGACACCCAACGGCUCAUCCAGCCAGUCAAAGGCUGCAGACCCAACCCCAUGUUUGACCUUGGAGGAGGACGAAAUGACGCGUUGCAACCGGCCAGCGACAGAAGGCUUCGAGCGCUGUGAGGUUCACCAAGCCCAGUACUGCACAAUGUACAAGAAGUACAAGGACGCUUCAAAGGUCGUUGAUGACAUCAAAUCUGGGAGGGAGAUCCCGACGAAGGAGCAAAUUCAGCGUUACACAGAUUCCCAUGCGACGCUUGAGAAGGCCCGUUGGUUGCGCAAGUAUCUCGAGAGCAUCCGUGUGGAGAGGACGGGUAGGAAUAUCCACCAAAAGCGCUUCUUCUUGAAAGUUGAUGAUGGACACAAGAUCCGUCUGAAGGUCCUCGCCAAGGAAAUGGUGAAAGCUGUUGAGGCCCUUAAUGCUCUUCAAGCCCGGGCGUUGGAUCUCUAUAUUGCCAACAAUCCUGGUUGCGAGUGGACAAAACCGGUUGAAUCUCCAAAGAGCUUUGGUGACGAGCCAAUCUCCACGGAGGAAAUCGUUGACAAGGCAGCACAACAAUCACUUCCAAACGAUAGGUCGAAGAUGUCUGCAAGGCCGCUCCCCGCUAUGAAAUCUACGGAGUCUUCUGCACCAGAGGAUGAUGAUUUAAUUGAUCUAGAGCACCGAGCGCAAAAAGCUCGGCUACUCUAUGCUUUUGAAGUUAUCACGGAGCCUGAAUCUACCGCACGAGUUCUUCUCGAUGCGGCAGGGUUGGACGCCUCUCAUCCGACCCAAAAAAGUGGACUAUUGAUUGUGCAGAAUAUCUUGCAACAGUUCGCACGGCGGGUCAUCUUUAACGAGCCGAAUCUCUUCUUCAAGUCCCUUGACAAGGUCUCCUUCAAGGAUCUCUUCCUGGACGAUGAUUUCUCUAUGGAGGACGCGGCUAAAUUUGUAAUGCUGUUUGAAAGGCGAUUGGGUAUUGGAUUGAUGUGGUUCAAAGAUGCGGUGCUUGAAGCCCUUGUGAUGUCAAAGGGUGGUACCGCCGCUAAUGUUGGUGAUCUGAGUAGAAGACACCAGAUACUUGGGGGAUGGAUCUACAACUGUGCCCACACGCACACGAUCCCUAAUGAAGCUUGGUGGCACAUAUGCAGGAGUCUAGAGCCGCCUGCCAACAUCGAGAAUCGGUUUGUACGUCUAUGCAAUAACUUCGAUGACAUGAUCAAUUUUCUGUCAUUUGGAGCAAUUGGAAUGAUACCGCCGCCGACGUUCUGCAGCGAAAAGAACGGCAGGAUGGAUGCUGUCGCAUCCCGGAAUCAUCUUUCCCUCUCUGGCGUCGUUGUUGCCGAUAUGGUGUCAAGUUCGAAGCUUCCCUAUAUGACUGGCCCUAUUCCUACCCAACGUCGAGGCCGGACGCCAGGAUGCAUCGUCUGGGUUGAGGUAGAAACGAGGGGAUAUAUGUUCGGCGCUCUCAGAAAUGAGUCUGACGCAUUCAAUGAUGCUUUCCUUCGAGAGCUUUCCGCGCGACCCAAUCUCUUCCAGGUGAUAACACGGUCUGAGACGGAUCCAGGGCGUGACAUUGAAGUUUUUGGUGCUGGUCCCGCAGGCAUAUUGCCAGCGAUGCGGCAUCGGAUAUUUGAAGCUCCCCUAGCUCCCUUUGCACAUCGUCCAACAGGCUCUGGCGAGUGGGUGGUCACAAGGUCUGCAGUUGAUAUUUUGUAUGGCACCGACGUUGAGAUGCCAGGCGGCGCGCCAAAAAUGUCGUUCCGUGGAUAUCUCCAGGCGCUGAACAGUGGACAAGGUGCUGGCUGGUUUUUCCACUUCAAGAAGUUUACAGUGAAGUACAUCGUGAUCCUGGAUACGGUCCCGAAUCGGGAUCAUUCAAUCUUGGCUAGGAAUGUCGCAUGGGCCGCGCUUCGUGCGCGGGGUUAUGGCAAAGGCGAAUAUGAGGGACAGAAGUAUGCGAGAGCUUCUGACGAGCUUUUUCAGAAGCGUGCAGCAGAACUUCUUGCGUGGAUGCCAAAUAGCAGUUGGCAAGCUACAAAGAUGGAGAAUAACGCCGAUGAAGCGGUGGAGCCCGUAUACAAGGAGUACAAGAAGUACAAGAAGUAAUGGGAGAGGGCGACAGAACGGGGAGGGGAGGAGAUGGAGAUGGAGAUGGGACCAGAGGAGAAAGUAAAGAAAUGGGAAAGAACCAGAUGCAAAGAGGAACUCCUGCCAGGGAAGUGUUCAUUAAUGCUGUGAGCUGAGUCUGAUCGAUCUGAUCAUCCACUAUAUAUCCUGCUAUCGUGUGUCGUUAUAUCGCUUGUAUCAUAUGCAUUACCAGUACUAGUAUGAUGGGUUUACACGGCCAGUCAACGUUCAAGUCCUGCAAAUAUGGCGUCAAAAACCUUACCGGUAU